This is a messenger RNA of Brienomyrus brachyistius, 1300 nucleotides long. RefSeq names its product mediator of RNA polymerase II transcription, subunit 18 homolog (yeast) (gene med18). Gene Ontology annotation, cellular component: core mediator complex; mediator complex. Bases 335 to 961 code for a protein of 208 amino acids. The record is from RefSeq and is a predicted model, not a curated record. Lineage: Eukaryota; Metazoa; Chordata; Actinopteri; Osteoglossiformes; Mormyridae. Gene Ontology annotation, biological process: termination of RNA polymerase II transcription; regulation of transcription by RNA polymerase II. The transcript has 3 exons. Gene Ontology annotation, molecular function: transcription coregulator activity.
CAGCAGCCGCAUGCGCAGUAAAGUAGCGGCGAAUUUGACUGGUGUGGAACUCGGUCUGUACGUUUUCGAACAUCCCUCGCUGCUGAUAUAUCUUACAUAUUAUUUUUAUAUGAUUAGUCCGACUACAUUCUCCGCUUACAGUUUUCAGUGUCUUUAAGGGACCUUUUGUAGGUGGUGAGUGCUGUCUUAUAGUCUGCGUUUACUUCUGCAAGCACAUGAACAAGAGGCCGGCGGAUCCACGGUCUGUAGUAUUUGCGGUGCCCGACGGGCGAAGCGUCCGUUUCGUGCAGUGAGCCUCCAGUUUCAGCGCUCAUCUCUUAGUAUAAAGAGCGGGAUGGAGGCACCCCCGGUCACUGUCAUGCCCGUCACCGGCGGGACCAUCAACAUGAUGGAGUACCUCCUGCAAGGAAGUGUCCUGGAUCAAGCUCUAGACAGCUUACUGCACCGUCUGCGUGGACUCUGUGACAACAUAGAGCCUGAGAGCUUUGCCGACUAUGAGUUGGUGUACCUGCUCAAGGGCCAGCAGGGCAACCCUUUCCUGUUGCGCGCCCGUCGGUCCAUGAUGCACCCCACUGCGCCCUGGCACCUACGCUACCUGGGCCAACCCGAGGUGGGUGACAAAAGCCGGCACGCACUGGUGCGCAACUGCGUGGACGUGGCCACCUCACACAGCUUGCCCGAGUUCCUCAACGAAAUGGGAUUCCGCCUCGAUCACGAGUUUGUCGCCAAGGGCCACAUCUUCCGGAAGGGGGCGCUCAAAGUGGUGGUGAGCAAGCUGUUCCGUGUGCUGGUGCCGGGGAACACGGAGAACACGGAGCCACUGUCACUGUCCUACCUGGCGGAGCUGAGUGUGCUGGCGCCCGCUGGCCAGGACAACGUGUCGGAGGAGAUGCGCAACUUUGCUGAGCAGCUCAAGCCCUUGGUACAUCUGGAGAAGAUCGACCCCAAGAGGCACAUGUAAUAGGGGCUGACCCAGAGGACUUCACAAAAUAAGAUUGUUUCUACGGGUGGACACUGUGACCCAAACUGUGCCGAUUAAAUAGCACCCGCAAAAGCAGGUGUAGCGCGACUGUUAGCCGUGUGCUGUUAGCCGUGUGCUGUUAGCCGUGUGCUGUUAGCCGUGUGCUGAAGUGAUUGGCAUGAUUGUCUUUGGAUUCUGUUCUUGAGGUUUCAUCCUUAGUGCUGAGGUUUGACCCUCUUUUUCCCUUUUGACUCUUGACUCUUGUUCUGGAAACAUCAACAUUUCUAUUAAAAUGCUUUCAUACUGCACCCUUGUGGUGUGAGGAGCAAUAACAUGUUA